AUGGAAGAAAAUUAUCAAGAACAAAAACCUUUUAAAUCAAAUUAUAAUGUUGAACUUUGUUCAUUUCCACCACCACCACCACCACCACAAUUUCAAUAUGGAUCAUUUGCUUAUGAUAUCAAACUUAAUCUUGGAGAUUGGCAACCAAGUCGUGAUGAUUUUCGUUAUGUAUCAAUUCAAGCCUAUAAAUUAUGUGAUCAUGAUCUUCGUUUUAAAUAUUUAGAUAUAACACAAAGUGUAUCUGAACAAAUGUUUGCAUAUGAUUGA
Molecule: messenger RNA, 267 nt
Organism: Rotaria sordida
Lineage: Eukaryota; Metazoa; Rotifera; Eurotatoria; Philodinida; Philodinidae
Source: the annotation of a GenBank genome assembly